This is a messenger RNA of Dicentrarchus labrax (European seabass), 1180 nucleotides long. Its product is annotated as trace amine-associated receptor 1-like. The record is from RefSeq and is a predicted model, not a curated record. Bases 77 to 1063 code for a protein of 328 amino acids. Lineage: Eukaryota; Metazoa; Chordata; Actinopteri; Moronidae. Gene Ontology annotation, biological process: G protein-coupled receptor signaling pathway. The transcript has 2 exons. Gene Ontology annotation, molecular function: trace-amine receptor activity. Gene Ontology annotation, cellular component: membrane.
GACAGGACACACAACACGGUCCUUGCAUGGACUGUACUGAGGUGUUACUAGAAUAUUAUUGCAGAAAACGAGAAGCAUGGAACCAAAGUUGACUGCCAACGGGACUUACACCAUAAAUGAAAUACAUCCCUGCUAUGAAUCAGAUAAUACAAAUUACGUAUUGACAAGUAACCCUUCCAUAAUAUGUCUAUCAGUAUAUAUUUUCCUUGGCUCAUUGUCUGUUGCCACAAUAUGUGGAAAUCUUCUUGUAAUAAUCUCCGUCAUUUACUUCAAACAGCUCCACACUCCUACCAACUACAUCAUCCUGUCUCUGGCUGUGGCUGACCUGCUUGUAGGAGUUGUAGUUUUUCCUUUCAGCAUGGCAUUCUCUGUAACCUCAUGUCUGUUUAAUGAGAAUUUAUUUUGUAAAAUACGAGAUGGCUUCGAUAUAUCACUGUGCACAUCUUCUAUUCUGAACUUGUGUUGUAUUUCCAUAGACAGAUAUUAUGCAGUGUGUCAGCCUCUGGCAUACAGAACUAAGAUAAAUGUUCACAUAACUGUGAUAAUGAUCCUGGUGAGCUGGAGUGUUUCUGUUCUAGUUGCAAUUGGCAUCAUAAUUGGAGGAUUCAGUCAAGGAUCAUGUGAAGAAAUGUGCUCAGUUCAUAUUGUAAUAUCAAACACUAUGGGGCCUGUUUUUUCAUUUUACCUCCCAGCAAUUAUAAUGCUCUGUAUCUAUCUGAAGAUUUUCCUUGUUGCUCAGAAACAGGUGAACAGCAUCCAGAGCACAAAGUCUGGUGCAACUGUCAGUAAGAUGGAGAGAAAGGCCACCAAAACUCUCGCUAUAGUUAUGGGAGUUUUUCUCUUAUGUAUGACUCCUCACUUUCUUUAUCUUGUUUUUCUGCCAUUAGCUCAUGAAACCCCUCCACUUCCUAUGAUUGAAACACUUAACUGGUUUACAUUGUCAAAUUCCAUGCUGAAUCCCUUUAUAUAUGCUUUCUUUUACAGCUGGUUUCGGUCAGCCUUUAAAAUGAUCAUUUCUGGAAAAAUAUUUCAAGGUGACUUUGCUAACUCAAGACUGUUCUGAUUAUUAUUAUUUUUACAAAUUAUGAAACAAUCUCAAUUUAUUACUGAAGCCUCUAUAUUACCUACCUUAAUCUAGAGUUUAAAUUUUAACAUGCCAAUAAACAUUUCAAUGCUGAAA